GCGCUGCGCAUCAGAAAGCCGAAGUCGAGGCUUUCGCUGACUUUUCGGCUAUCGUCAAUGGCAUCGGCUAUCUCUGUCCGCAGUAGUUUUUCAUGUCGCUUGCGUCGCUUCGCAGUUCGGAAAUUCGAGUGGUUAUACAAACAUCUACAGAAGAAAUUUCUCUGCUUUAAUAGAAAAAACAACAAACAAACGAAUGACGGUUAGCAGCGACUGUCGGCUUUGAUAGAAAUUAAAAAGAUUUAUUUUUGUGCAAAAUCCAAGUGCAUAAAUCAUUGGCAGAAUUCGGUGGGCGUCUCUGUGGACAGAAGCAGAAAAAUAAACGUGCAAGUGUGCAAUUAGCGGUAACUUGAAUUGUAAAUUUGCAAAUUUACACCGAAAAUGGAAAAAAUGGAUGCUAACUUGGAGACUCAAUUCGAUCUCAAUCUUAUUGAGGCAGUAAAGCAAAAUCCUGUUAUAUACGACCGGUCACAUUACAAUUACAAACACUUUGUAAGGAAGGCGCAAACUUGGAAACAGAUUGCAGAACUACUUGGAGUACCUGAACAAAAAUGUACGAAGCGUUGGAAGAGUUUACGUGACAAAUUUGCACGCGAGAUGAAACUGUGUCAGGAAUCGCGCUGGCGUUAUUUCAAACAAAUGCAAUUUCUUGUGGAUUCCAUAAGACAGUAUCGAGAAUCUCUCUUAGGCAAAUGUAAUAAUGUACAACAGACCACCAAUCAGGUUGCACAGGUUGAUCCAAAUCAACAGCAACAACAACAACCACAGCAACAAGCCGUCGUGGAUGUAUUUGCACAACCGUUUAAUGGCACCGCUACAACAUCCACGCAAGCUCUAGCACAUCCACAUGAAAUUACAGUUACAGGCGACACUCAAUUAACCGCCGCCGCCAAGGACCCAAAACCAUAUUUUUAUGAACCAGCACUAAAACGUGAACGUACGGAGGAGGACAAUCACGAUAAUAUGUUAAAUACAAUUAAAAUAUUUCAAAAUUCAAUGACUCAAGCAGUUAGCGCUGAGGAUCAGUCGUUUGGUAUGGUGGUAACCGAUAUGCUAAAUACUCUAGGGGUGCGACAGAAGGCCGAAGCGAAAGUGCACAUUAUCAAAUACCUUACAGAUAUGCAGCUACUGGCACAACAUAAUAAAUAUUAGUUUAGGGCGUAUAUUGCCAUCUAAAAUUCUUAAAAUUUGGGGUGUGGUGCAACGUUUUUGAGAAAAUAUUAAAUCGUGUAACCUACAUUCCAACGAAUUGUCUGCCUGCGAUAAAAGUUUCGAUGUGUACUUUGAAAAAAAAGCAACUUACCAAAUUACAAAUAUACAUAUGAAUUUCGUUAAGAGGUGACAAAUGAAAGAAGGAAAACUAAGUUUUGCAUAAACAAAAUGAUAUAUGUAUAUAUAUAUAUAUAUAUAUGAAAUAUAAACAGUUUUAAAAAUUUGCAUUAUAAAAUCUGCGGUUUAUUAUUUAUAGUUAAGUUAAUUCCUAAAUGAUAUUUUAA
Molecule: messenger RNA, 1493 nt
Organism: Zeugodacus cucurbitae (melon fly)
Lineage: Eukaryota; Metazoa; Arthropoda; Insecta; Diptera; Tephritidae
Product: transcription factor Adf-1
Exons: 4
Coding region: 379-1149 (256 amino acids)
Biological process (GO): regulation of transcription by RNA polymerase II
Cellular component (GO): transcription regulator complex; nucleus
Molecular function (GO): DNA binding
Source: RefSeq, a predicted model, not a curated record